Molecule: messenger RNA, 6142 nt
Organism: Bombus pyrosoma
Lineage: Eukaryota; Metazoa; Arthropoda; Insecta; Hymenoptera; Apidae
Gene: Fer1
Product: pancreas transcription factor 1 subunit alpha-like
Exons: 3
Coding region: 3515-4261 (248 amino acids)
Biological process (GO): developmental process; regulation of transcription by RNA polymerase II
Molecular function (GO): DNA-binding transcription factor activity, RNA polymerase II-specific; protein dimerization activity; RNA polymerase II transcription regulatory region sequence-specific DNA binding
Source: RefSeq, a predicted model, not a curated record
GAAUAUAAAUAGCAUACUGUAAAUUAAAAUAAAGCAUAUUACAUUAAAUUGAAUAGUUGUGAUGACAGGUAUCUCCACAAUUUCCUCCCCUCUAAUUUUCAAUGUUAAAUAGUAAUGCUAAAUAUUCUUUCUAGCGAUUAUAAAAAAUAAAUAUUACCUUCUAUAGCAGUACAAUUUAUUCGUUUCGUAUUUAGUAUUUAACUUCGAAUUGAGGGCACACGUGCCCAGGGGAUUUGCCAUUUAAAUCUGGCCCCCUUUGAUUAUCUCUCGAUCUCGAGGAUCAAAAAUCCAGCCACACAAUGGUCCUGCCCCAAUCCUGUGUUUUUCUUUUGGAUUAGAUCCAGACUGGCUGCGGCUUCCGAUCUUCAGAUUCGAUCUUUUCAUAAUCAAUCUUUGCACCUGCACCUUGCGCCGUUAAAAACUAUUUCAUUCGUUUGUACAAUCAAUUAUUGAUAGUUUGUAGCUGUAAAAAUCUUUCUCUUACGCAAAUUGCAAAUUAAACGUUUCUGAAUUAAAGCAGAAAACUGUACUCGUGGGAAAGGAAAAAAUCGUUCCCUAGAUUUUCCCUGGAACAACAGAUGGAGCGAAUAAUUCAUCCUGAUGCAACGGGCCCUCUUAAUUUGUAGCGUGUUAAUUGUCUAGCCUCGGCGGAUAUGUUCAGUAGAAAGUUUCGUGGGAAAUCGAUAAUGGCCCGUACUUUAUAUCCUGUCGGCGCUUCAAAGAAAAUCUUUUGGUACCUUCAAAUAUCCUAAAAUUAACAUUUCCUUCCGUUUUGUCGUAUAUUUUUAAUAGAAGCAUUAUUCGAAUACUUUCCGGUUUUACUCCUACUUUUCUCACAUUUUUUGGAACCACCACUUUUACUAGAAAUUCCUCCUCCAAUUUCAGACAAAUUUAAUUUUCUUCCUUUCUUCAAUCCUUUCUGGAUAUAAUAUUUUCGAAUUUCUUUUUAAGGAAUAAAAUUAUUACAAGUUCCCUGCUGUAUUAUGUUGGAUUUGACAGAAUCUUUUCUCUUGAAAGAAAAUUCAGAAUAUCUUCUCUUCUUUAUUUUCUGAGGUUUUAUAUUCUUCCACAGGAUCCACAGGAAAUAAUGAAUGUUGGGGACUAGCGAGUUUCAUGGUUGUCCAUAAAAAGAGCAUCCAAGGGAAUCAAAGGUGUAACGGAGAAAGAAAUUAGGGGCACGUGUCGUGCACGUGUACCGAAAACACCGUGCAAGGGUUUACUCGGGGGUUAACCACUUCUGCGACAUUUGGCCUAGCCGGAGCACCGUGUAAUUAUGUGGCCCGUAACAGGUCCGAUAUGAUUGCUGCUGUAUCAUUAUCGUGCCGCAAAAAUAUAUUAUUUAAUAGCGCAACAAUAUGUUUUUAUGAAACUUUGUGCCACGUGAAAGAAAGUUUUCCAAGCUUUGCACGAUAUGUACUUUUUAAUAUAGAGCUGUUAUUCUUUAACAUAUUGUAGUCAGCUUUUUGUUAGCUUUCUCAGUUAAAUUCAAGUACGAUAUUUGACAUUGAUAAAAGUUCUAAUACAAUCCUUCUGUUACGAAUUGAAUCUUCUAAUCUUCUGAAGAAAAAUGUCUUCUGGUUAAAAGUUUCUUUACGUAAUUUCCUUUCUCUAGAUUCUUUCUUAGAUCCAUCACUUUUUCUAAAAAUCCUUUUUCCAAUUGUUGAAUUCCUUCCCCGAUUCUUGCUAUAUUCACUUUCUUAUAAUUUCUCCUACAUUUCUUCCUUUCUUUAGUUCACCAAAGUCUUUUGUCCAGUUUCUGUUAAAUCAUAUAGCUGAUCUUCCUCUUGGAAUUUUUCUCCAGAUUCUUUCUUAUUCCAAUUUCUAUAUUCGCCUUCAACCAAUUUCCACCAAAUUUACAGCUUCUUCCUUAAACUUCUUUUAUCUAUAUAUAUGCGACAACUGUCUAACAUCUAAAAUAUCCAUCUUGGUGUGCAAAUUCGAUUCGUAAAUCUAUUCAAUUCGCAUUAUCGUUCCGUUUCUUCAAUCCAGAACCUCCCUGUUCCUUAUCAGAUCGAUGAAGAGGCGGAACCAGCAGCCAGGCAACUAGGGGUAGGUAGGCUCCACCACCAACUAGCUCGACGAAUGGGGAUGCAGCUAGACUUUCAACCCCAGGAAUGGCUUCCCUACCGCUUUUCUCUUUCAGUUUCGACAGACUACCUGAACCAGUGCUCAUCAAUGAUCCACAGUUCCAUUUCACCUUUCUAACAGCCUAACAUUCACUCAACAGUUCGAUAUUCUCUCUUUCACUUCAAACCCAAAUAAUUAUACAUACUAACAAUACCAUGUCAGUGAUUUUUCUAUCUUUUCUCUUACGAGAAUCAAUUUUAACAUCAAUACAUUAAAUACACUGUUACUUAUAAGAAUUUGAUUAUUAGUGGAUCCGUGAAUGUGGUAACAAUAUAACAGUUUUAUCAAAGUGUACGAAUUAAUGUAUUAACCCAUUAGGUUCCAAGCACGUUUUAAUUUAUCACAAUUUUGCAACUUCUCUUCAAUUUUUUCAAAUUUCAUAAGGUCGUAAAACCCAAUUUAGUGUGAAUGAUGAGUGUCGAACGUCCGAUUAGAAGUUUGAAGAAUCUGAACUAUGAGUGGAAGUGAAGAGAACGUUGUCCAGGAAGAAUAUCAAGGAUGAAGAGAUUGGCUAAUGGUUUCCUUACAUCCAAAGUGGUUCCUCAGGUGUCUGGAAGAGGAAUUUUCAAUUAGAUCACAGUAUGACCAACAAGGAAAGAUUGAAUACAUUGUGUUAAGUGUCUGGACAAACCUGGACACGUGUCCUGGCUUCCUCCUGACACGUGCCGCUGUUUAGAAGUAUUUCCUAGCACGCGCCGAGGCCACGUGUCACGUCGAUGGUAUCAGUGAUCCUCGGGACGUGAUCGAGGGUGUUUGCAUUGGAAUUUGCUGGAAAUUUCAACGAAAACUGCCUGCUGAUCCCAGUUUAAUUGAAUCCAUUCAAUGUUCCUUGCAUUGAGUUUGAAGAAUUGUCUCUUCUGCGUUCAAAAGACGCUAUAUAACGUUCCAGGAAGCACUCAGAAAUUACACAGCAGCGUGAUCUCAAUAAUUUGUUUAAUAUCUUCUGCAUUAGGUCGAAGAUAUUGGUUCUUCCGCGUUCAAAGAAGACUAUAGUGUCCAUAUAGACAGGGCUUAGAGGUUGUAUAAAAGCAUCGUGACUGAUCUCAAGGAUGCUUCUUGUAUUAAAUUUGAAUGUGGAACCUCUUUGAGAGAUUCACAACUAGAAACUACAUUGUGAAGUCAAACGUUCAAAGUAUCCUGUAACUCGUGAUGGAAACGUUUGAAUCUCACUUGAGAGAUUCUCAAGUAAAAACUACAGUGUAGAAUCAAAUCUUCCAAAUUUCUAUAUCGAUCUAAAUAGGAUUAAUAAACAAUCUUAUGAACACUAUAUAAGAACAUUUCAGUGAAUUAAUUGGAACUAGUCAAAGAUUCUAGUCACUAUACCAAAGAAUUUAUCUGAAAUACACACGUACCAAAGAAAUUUAGGUGUAAGACAAGCCUCUUCAAGAUGUAUUCUAUGGAUAAUCUGGAAUUAGACAUGAUGAAUCGCCAGUACAUGUACGAGGCUCAUAGUUUCCUUGGAAAUCCUGCGAUUCCAGCUCUGCCACCGCAUUGCGGAGCACCUACUACGGCUACGCUGCCUUCGAUUCCGUCGCAGCUAGCUUCUCAUACUGCUGGCAGUACUGGAAGUACCAGUGGCAGUGAAAUUUAUUUAUAUGACGAAAACAGCACCGACAAUGAGAGCGCUUACAGCAGUGACCAGGAGAACCACACCAGAGAUGUAAUAAUGAUUUCUAGACGAAGUCAGAGCAACAGAAGGAACGGGGCAACGGGAAAAAGUCCAAGGCAGGCGGUGCAACAGAGGCAGGCUGCCAAUAUGAGGGAGAGGAGACGUAUGCAGAACAUAAACGACGCCUUUGAAGGCCUUAGGGCUCACAUACCAACUUUGCCCUACGAAAAGAGACUCUCUAAAGUAGAUACAUUAAAAUUGGCGAUCGGUUACAUAAAGUUCCUGAACGAACUGGUCAGAGCUGACAAGGGCAACGAUCCUCUGACAGGAAACGGAGGUCUCUCGAGGUGUUCCGGUCGAGACGACACUAAGAAGGUCAUAAUUCGCAGCGAGGGGAACCCAUUCAUUUUCCAUUCUUUGUCCUGGUCUAGGAAGUCGGACAUCUCCCCGAAUGGGACGAUGUACGCGAAAGUCUGGACGCCGGAGGACCCAAGAACGUCAAAGAAUGGCUCGACAUUCGAAUAAAGUGCUCAGGUGUUAAUUAUUAAGUGCGUCGAGCCUGUUAUUUAGUAUCUAAGGACAGAAAUUUCUAGUCAAUCAUUCAUUUUUCCUAAUUUUUAAUCAUACCAAAAGAACAACAUUUGUUAACAAAAAAAAAUUAUGCUAAUUAAUUAUCCUGUAUCUCUAGUCGAUUUUAACACGGUUGGACAGUAUUAUUAAAUUAUUAUUGUUAACAUUAUUUAAUUGUCCUAUAUAUAGACAGUAUCAUUCUUUAAAUUAAUGUGUUAAUGGAAUUUCAGAUAGAAAUUAAAUAAGAAAUUCCUAUAGAAUGUGAAGAACAUAUGCAACUUCUUUCAGUUUCUUUUUAGCCGUGCUCAAAAAACAGCGAAUCUACGCUUAGUAAAUGCAAGAGGAAAUACAUAAAAAUUCUGUCAGGAGUUUUUCUCUUCUCUUAAGUAAUCAAUUGAUUUCUCUAUUGUCUGACAGAAUUCAUGUUACUAUUGUACAUAUAGAGUGAGUAAAAAAGUGUAAGCAGAUAUUGUUUGUACGUGAAAUGUGAAUAUGCAACAGAAUGAUUGUCAACGUGAUUGCCAUCCAAGCCAAAUAAAGUAGGUUCUUCAAGUUUCAAACUGUUUCUUCUUUUGUUACCAUGCAUUUUUUAUAUUUUACCGUAAUUCCUGCUUUCUUCCAUUCUUUCUCUUUUAUUAUUGAAGCAGUAGUUAAUGAAGUUUACAAUGGAUAAGUUAAAAUUCCAAUAUUCUGCGCACUUCCUGAUAGGUGUACAUAGUUCUUUUAGAAAUCAAUAGUCUUCCCACUGUAGCUCGUUAAAAUUUAAUCCGAAACCUCUUUGCUUGGUUCAGAGAAAACUGAAUCCAAAAUAAUUUUUCUUGAAGCAGCUUCUCUUUAAUUUUCAAAUUUCUACAAUUUCUGUCAAUUUUUCAAUCUUCUAAAUUUUUAUACCUUUUCAUCUUUAAUUUGUCUCUUUCCUCUUAAUUAAUUUUAACAAGUUAUGUUACUAAAAUUUUUUCAGCACAAAACAGACUCUAUUUCAUCAAAGUUUCAGUCCAAGACUAGUCUCUCAAUCUUUUAGACUUUUUCAUAUCUUCAAUUUCCCUUGUAUUCUCUUCCUCCAUUUAAUAUAAUUUAAAAAGUUUAUUCCCCAAAAUUUCAUCAAGAUUCAACGCAAAGUAACGUAACGAAAAUAAAGAAUGUGUUUCCCGAGUGUCUAAGAAGUCGGACGAGGCUUCGAAUGUAGUAUUCUUCGCAACGAAAUGGCGGAGGACUCCGAAAAAAAGAGGGUAGAAGCUGCGCCAAAUUCUGGCGUAGAGUUCGCCUGAAAGGGGAGCAGAGCCGAUGUGGAUGAGACAGAGAAGGAAAAUCGUGGGCGGUACGUCGAUAUUGCGGUGUCGCGACGUCCUGCGACUCGGGAAUAAUGGCGUCGACGGCUGCGGAUCUUCCCACGACGCGAUCCUCUUUUCCCUCUUCGUUAUUUCUGCACCCUGAAUACGGUUUUCUACCUUCUACCCGUGCCUCACUGGUUGUUACGUUAAUGAGCCGAGCCAUUUACUUAAAAAUAGAUAUCAUUAACAUAAUAACUAGUCCACUUGCUUUUACAAGUUUCUGACCGUCUUCCACUUACAUAGUUACGUUUUACUAGUUAAAAGUAUACGUAUGUACAGUUAAGUAUGGAGUUAAAAGUAUAUAUGUACAGUUAAGCAUCAUGUAGGGUUCGAAAUUUUGCUUCAAGGGUGGAAUUGUAUGGUAAGCCAGGAUAUUGUGGAAAUUGUUCCUUUGAAAAUGUUUUAUCCAUCACUAGUUGAAUUUCCUUUCUAAUUUUUAUGAAAAUCUUUUCUCCUUGCGUCUUCUUCAUUUAAGUUUGUCUUUUCCAUCUCUUCUUCUCAUUUC